Molecule: messenger RNA, 872 nt
Organism: Diabrotica balteata
Lineage: Eukaryota; Metazoa; Arthropoda; Insecta; Coleoptera; Chrysomelidae
Source: the annotation of a GenBank genome assembly
AAUCCUGUGAGUGGGAACAUUAGAAUACAGUUGUUUUCUUGUUUAUGUAAUCUUCAAGUCAUACAUUUUUUCUGUAAAAAAAAUUUGAAGUAAAAAUGUUAAAGCAACAGAUAUUCAAAAGAUGUCUUGUACCCACCGUUCUGGCAGCAGUAGCCACAGAUACAAAAGAGAAAGCUGGAUCCCACAAUAAAAAUGAAUCAAAUCUGUGUAGGCCAAGUGAACUACCAUUAUACACUCCAGAUCCUAUCCAUAAUGUUAAACAAAUUGAUAAUAGUGAGACCAAUCAACUUGAAGAAGCAAUAAGGGCUACUAGGUUGAAAUUAGUUGAGAUUAACAAAGAAGUUGAAGCUUAUAAGAGGGUAGGAGUUGAACAGUUUGAGAAAGGAAAAGAUGAGUUAGAUUGGGUUGUAAAUUACUUAAGACAAGAAGACAACACACUGCCAAAAAUAGGUGCCAUAGGAAUUGGUGGUUUAACGGGCCUCAUAUUUGGUCUCAGGGGUGGUUUUAUCAAGAAAACUGUUUAUGCUGCUGUAGGUGCUCUAGGUAUAUCAGCUGUGUGUUAUCCCAAAGAAGCAUCCGAGUAUUCCCAAAUCGCACUAACUGAAGGCAAAAAAUAUGCAGUAGUAGCGUAUAACUUCGUUCAUGGAGUGAAGAAAGAUGAUCCGCCAUUAGAACUUCCUUCUCUGCCUAAACUGCCAACUAGCUUAGACGAGGCCUGGGAAUCCGUGAAAUCCUUAGUGUCAUCUGAAAAAGAACCAGAAAAAAGUAAAGAUCAGCAAUAAAAGGUAGCCGUCUUGACGUAAUGUGGUGAAUUAUUAUAUACCAGCCACUGAAGUAAUGCAACUGUACAUAUUUUUAAUAAAAAUUAUACC